UACCGCGGCGGCGGCGGCAUCGGCUGAGGAGGCAACGGCGGCGCUCGGCGCGGGCAGGUCCCCCUGCUGCCCGGUCCCAUUUGUUGCCUAGUCUGGCUCGGGGCGGCCGCGGCUCGCGGAGCUCCGGGAAGCCCGGCGGGGCAGCUGCGCAGCCACGACGGAGCAGCCGCGGGACUGGCCGCCCCGCGCCCCCUUCGCCGCCGUGCCCUUCCCCGGCGCGCUCACCCCCUUCUCGGGAUGGGAUUGUAGCGGCGGCGCGGACUCGGCGGGGAUCGCGGCGGAGGCGGCGGCGGCGGCGGCGGCGGCCGAGCGGGGCUCCAUGUUUUCCCCCGGCCAGGAGGAGCACUGCGCCCCCAAUAAGGAGCCGGUGAAAUACGGAGAGCUGGUGGUAUUGGGGUACAAUGGUGCUUUACCUAACGGAGACCGAGGCCGGAGGAAAAGCAGAUUUGCUCUCUAUAAACGGUCCAAGGCCAGUGGAGUCAGACCCAGCACGGUCCACGUGAUCUCCACGCCGCAGGCAUCCAAGGCUAUCAGCUGCAAAGGUCAACAUAGUAUAUCGUUCACUCUGUCCAGGAAUCAAACUGUGGUGGUCGAGUACACACAUGAUAAAGACACGGAUAUGUUUCAGGUGGGCAGAUCAACCGAAAGCCCCAUUGACUUCGUCGUUACAGACACCAUUUCUGGCAGUCAGAACAAUGACGACGCCCAAAUUACACAAAGCACCAUAUCCAGGUUUGCCUGCAGGAUUGUCUGCGACAGGAACGAACCUUACACAGCACGGAUAUUCGCAGCCGGGUUUGACUCUUCCAAAAACAUAUUUCUUGGAGAAAAGGCAGCAAAAUGGAAAAACCCCGAUGGCCACAUGGAUGGGCUCACUACAAACGGCGUCCUAGUGAUGCAUCCGAGAGGGGGUUUCACGGAAGAGUCGCAGCCCGGGGUCUGGCGCGAGAUCUCGGUCUGCGGAGACGUGUACACCUUGCGAGAAACCAGGUCGGCCCAGCAGAGGGGAAAGCUGGUGGAAACUGAGACCAACGUCCUGCAGGACGGCUCCCUCAUCGACCUGUGCGGGGCCACUCUGCUCUGGAGAACAGCCGAUGGCCUUUUUCACGCGCCGACGCAGAAGCACAUCGAGGCGCUGCGCCAGGAGAUCAACGCUGCCCGGCCGCAGUGCCCCGUGGGGCUCAACACGCUGGCCUUCCCCAGCAUCAACAGGAAGGAGGUGGUGGAGGAGAAGCAGCCCUGGGCCUACCUCAGCUGUGGCCACGUGCACGGGUACCACAACUGGGGCCACCGGAGCGACACGGAGGCCAACGAGCGGGAGUGCCCCAUGUGCAGGACUGUGGGCCCCUACGUGCCUCUGUGGCUUGGCUGCGAGGCAGGAUUUUACGUAGACGCGGGGCCGCCCACGCACGCCUUCACGCCGUGUGGACACGUGUGCUCAGAGAAGUCUGCAAAAUAUUGGUCUCAGAUCCCGUUGCCUCACGGAACACACGCCUUUCACGCCGCCUGCCCUUUCUGUGCCACGCAGCUGGUUGGGGAACAGAACUGCAUCAAAUUAAUUUUCCAGGGUCCGGUUGACUGAUGCCCUUGACAGCCAUCGACAACUUUAUUAACAAGUUACUGUGAAGGUUUUUGCCACUAACUCUAGAUUUUACCUUUUUAUAAAGCUGUUUAUUAAGGGGCGGGGGGCCCGAGGCUGGGAGAAAAGAGGGGACGUAGUGCUGAAACAUACCGGGGCCUAACAGCUCGCAGUGGUGUGUUGCAUGCUCGAAACAGCGGCAUCGUCAUUGAAGUCUGCCUGAUCAAACCACACCAUCUUUGUAAUAAUUGGAUUUAAAAUACCAUGCUUUUAUUUUAACUUGGGUUUGUAAACAAGUUUUUUUCCUUUGUAGACUUUGAUAAAACUUUAAAUCAUAUUUAAAUCAUACAAACGAAGAAAUGUAUUCAAAAGUUGUUGACUCUCAAUGGGCAGCCUUCCGUGCUGUGGGGUGUAGGUGUUUUCCUGACAGACGUACUUGACACAGGCUAGACGGACUCUGACCAGAUUCCAAAGGGGGGGCUCUAUAAAAGGGUGGACAGGAGACAUUAGGCACAGGUGCUGGUGUUGAAAUCGGCGCUUUUUUCUGGUUUAUUUUUCUUGCUUUUGGGGGGAGAGAAUAUUCAUAUGUUGUCAUGUUUUCUUCUUAACAUUGGUGGAAUUUAAUUAUUUUAUACACACAAUUACCAAAUACCUUGGCAUUUCAAAAAAAAGAAUUUUCCAUAAAUUUUUAGUCUGCCUUUUGUUAUUUCUGUCCACUAUGGUUUGUCCCUGAUACUCACCUUGCAUGGCCAGAACUGUUUGAUGAAAAUGUAGCCGCUCUUAAAAAUUCAUUAAUUGAGAGUGAUUAUUGCAGCAGUAAACAAGGCCUAGGUCCUAUAAUAUCAAGUUUAUUUGCUUACCGAAUUGUUUAAUAUUUAAGAGUGAUUAAAAAUGAGAUUUUACUUUUUAAAACCACUUGUUGGGGUUUCAUAAGUUUUUUUGUUUGGUUUUUUUUCUUAAGAAAGCCAAAAUUCUGUGAGCCUAAAAGCAACAUAUCACAAUGAUACAAGCAUUUUUAUUCACUCUCUUUCCACCAUCUGCCACCUUCCCUCGCAGCUUACGGAGCCCUGUAAGUUUUGAAAAUGUUUGCAAAUUGAACUAAAUUUAAAUGUGAUCAUUAGAUAUACACAACACCAAGUGGUACAUCUGCAGAGAUAAUUUGAAAUUCCUGAUUUCAAGAGAGCAAAUGAGUGUUUACUGAGGAAUAAUUAAAUCAGAAUUUCAUAUGAGCUCCACCAUCCCCCUCUGUUAGUUUCAUUUCAUUUGGAGUAAUGAUUCUUGGAUGUUCGCUCUGUGUGGUACCCAGUAGCAUCACUGCUCCCAGAAUGUAAAGAUCCUUCACACAUGAGACUGCCAGAGCCAGCUGAGAUGAAAUAGAUCCCUGCCAUAUGGAGCAAGUAUUUAUUUAAACUAACUCAAAUUGACCAUUGCAAAUCCGGGCUACAUUUUUUUUAACCUUUGUAAAGAUGCAUAAUUUAUAUGAUUCUAAUAUACUGUAUCCAUACUUGAAUUGGUUUUUUCAUGUUUUGCCUACUGGCAAAUAUUUUGCCUAUUUUCAACUGUUCUAACCCAUUUUGAAUGUCAUUUUCUUUAAAGUGAUAAACUAUAUUACUCUUGAUUGCUGCUGCUUAGUUUCACUUAAUAUAUAAAAAAGUUCAGCCUCUCAGUUUUAAAAUAGCUUUACUUUUCAAUGGAUAUUAUUACUUAGGGUGAGGCGUUUUUGUUUUGGUAGUUUUUAAGUGAUGUGAAAAUUCAACAACAGUCCUCUUAUUGAUAGCUUACUCUAUUCUGUAUAGCUUACUCUACCUGCAGACAGAAAAGGAAAGAAAACAAUGGAAUUGCCUAGAAUAAUAUAUCUAAAGCCUUUUGAUUUAGCCAGACAGAGUCUCCAGUGAUUAGCUUUCACUGAUAGUGUCUUUUCAGUCUAUGAAUCUUCGGGCUCCACAGUGAUAAAGGAGGCACACAGCCCCUUUUGUUGCUAUAGAGCUAGAAGGUGGUUGGAGGAGCCUUGAUGCCCCAAAAGCAUCUUGUAAGGUAAAUGGUCUUGCAUCCAGAAAGGCUGGAUUUUACCUGUCAAGAAAUUUUUUUUCCCUGAAAGUCAUGCUCUGAUAUAAUUUUCCAUUUCAAGAACUAGAUAGAAGUCUAAUAGUUCUGCAUACAACAUAUGUCCCCAAAUAAAAUUAUCUUCCAACCUGCACAGUUUCUGACUUUUAGUAAACUCAGAUAACUAAAUGUAAGUUGAAGUUUAGGUAAUAAAUUCCUAACUCUUGGAAGGAGUAACAGUGAACCGCCCUCUGUCAGCACCACAUCUUGUUGUCUGACUUCCAAGUGAGGUCCCCUCCCACCCUGCCUAGGCACCGCAGAGAGGGGGCAAGUCUGCAAAAAGAAAAACCAUGCUCAUCUUGGCCACUUCUAGUGAGAUCCCCUUAUAAUUUUGGCCAAUGAGAUUUCUUUUUCAGAGUUGAGAGCAAGUUAGUUUGUAAGCAUCAAGAACUCUAGCUCACCAAAGUAGAGUAAUACAGUUCAGAAAAAGGUAACCCUCUCAGAGGUCACUUCUGUUUUCAUGUCUUGCUUGCCAUCACAUUGAAAGGUGAGCCUCACUCCCCCAUGUGUACUCAUAGGAAAUUGCUAACCAGUUAUCCUGAUCUAGGCCUGACUGAAAUGCCUUUUGUGAAUAGGUUUCCAGAAGUUCGGCUCCAGUGAUGUAUUCCCAUAGAUAAUAUUUUUUUUCUAUUUGUUUAUGUCCGUUUACUACAAAAAAAAAAAAAAAAAAAAAAAAAAAAUCAGAAUGAAUGGGAUACAACUCAAUAUUUUUCUAGUCCGGAAUUUUUUUAUUAUUAAUAAUUGGUGCUGCCGGGUCAUGCAUGCCUCAACUCUUAACAUUCCCUUAUUUGGUUCCACUUUUUGCAAAAAGGGCUACAGUUCACACUGCAGAGUAAAUAUUAAGCUUUCUGGGUUGGUUCCCCCCCCCCCACUGUGGCCCAAAAGAAUUAAAAUCUUUUAAUAUAAAUAGAGAGCAUAUUUAUCAUUCCUCGAUAGUUAAUUAUAGAGUUUGGUACCUUUGUGCCUCAGGGAAGCCACGUGAUAUAACUGGUUAUAGAAUUUCAGGGUUAGGGUUUAGGGAAAGGAGAAAGCCAUUGGAAAAAUGAUGGACUCCAUUAAGGAGACGAAUGAACCUGGAUGCAGAAAUAUGCCAGGAACUGGCAUACACAUGAUUGUAAUAGCAUUUAUUUCCAGUAUCAGUAGGGAAAUUAUUUUAAGUUAUUACAUAUACUGUAUUAGGAAAGAACUCUUUUCUUCAUAAUGCUUCCAUGCUUUAUUUCUGCUUUCAUAGAAAAACUCAAACCCCUGUUUUAUGGGAGUUCAGUGUUGUAUUGGAGCACUUUUGAGAUUUUAAGGAAAACUUUUCCUCCUUCUUAAUUUAAGUGUAACAUGGGUUACAGAAUUGUUACCUGCUGUUCUAUGAUUUUGAUCAACUUUUUUUUUAAAGCUUUCUGUUCUCUGGAUUUGCAUGAAAGGAUUAUGAUCACACCAUUGUUCAAGCUGGCUAAAACCUAUUCUCUUCAUGUAAUCCUGCAAUCCUGUCUUGUGACAGUGGAAUUUCUGAUAGACAAACCACAGAACCUUGAUUUUUUAAGCCAGGUCCCCCACCCUGUUCCUUUGCCUGUCAAUCUUGUAUCCCCAUAGGUUAGCCCUCGUGGGCUCAGAGUAAGAAGGUUUUCCCUUCAGUGCUGGAAAUGGAGCCUGGUCUGAUCGUUUCUUUACGACCCAAAGGCCAAUGAGAACACUUUAGGAUCUUUUUUAAAGAAUGUAAGCAUUAUUGAAGCAGCAAACCAAGUUUCAGUAUUUUUUUUUUUUUUUUGUAAAGCUUACAUCCUCUCAAGUAAGUUUUAGCCCUCAUGAGGAUCCCAAGAAGAAGAUAGGGAAAAGCAAGUAUUUUUCCAGUUCUGUUUAACUGUUUCUAAACAAACAAAACUCAAAGAAAGGGAAGUUUCUUUUUAGCUGAGAUGACAGAUUGCUUCUCUGUAUUAAAUAGUCUAGAAGUUAAGGGGUGGUCAUAUUUCCCAUGUAUAAUGUUCUGAGCAGUUAAAUUUUAUGGCUAUAUUUGUAAAACUGUUCUUUUAUAUUUCAUGUCAAAUUGAAAAGUUUAUUUCUUCACUAUUGUACCUGUGGAAAUACAAGCCAUUUUACAGGAAAAUCUUCAAAAACUA
This is a messenger RNA of Hipposideros armiger (great roundleaf bat), 5790 nucleotides long. RefSeq names its product pellino E3 ubiquitin protein ligase family member 2 (gene PELI2). Gene Ontology annotation, molecular function: ubiquitin protein ligase activity; protein binding. Bases 320 to 1582 code for a protein of 420 amino acids. The transcript is spliced from 6 exons. The record is from RefSeq and is a predicted model, not a curated record. Gene Ontology annotation, biological process: protein polyubiquitination; regulation of Toll signaling pathway. NCBI's taxonomy places the organism in Eukaryota, Metazoa, Chordata, Mammalia, Chiroptera, Hipposideridae.